ACUAUCUUAUUUUUCUCAUCUUCCUCUUCUUAGGGUUUAAUAAGUUUUUGUUUAUCGAUGAGGAGGCCGGAACAUAAUAAUAAUAAUACAAUGAUGAAGGAGAAGGAGAAGGAGAAAGGGAAUAAGUUGGGGAAAUUAAGAAAAGGUUUAUGGUCACCAGAGGAAGAUGAGAAGUUAAUGAAUUACAUGUUAACAAAUGGUCAAGGAUGUUGGAGUGACAUUGCUAGAAAUGCUGGAUUGCAAAGAUGUGGUAAGAGUUGUCGUCUUCGAUGGAUUAAUUACUUGAGGCCUGACCUUAAACGAGGUGCUUUUUCUCUUCAAGAAGAAGAACUCAUUGUUCAUUUGCAUUCUAUUCUUGGAAAUAGGUGGUCACAAAUUGCGGCUCGUCUUCCAGGGAGGACAGACAAUGAAAUUAAGAAUUUCUGGAAUUCCACGAUAAAAAAGAGACUGAAAAACAAUAACAAUAAUAACAGUAACAACAGCACGCCAUCGCCUAACACCAGUGAUUCUUCCUCCGAACCUAGGGCUCUUAUGGGAGGAAUAUUUCCAAUGCAAGGGCACGACGUAAAUGUUAUGGCAGCCUUAUGCAUGGAUAAUUCAUCGUCUACUACCUCAGGAUCAUCCAUGCAAGCCAUGGUUCCUAGCAACCAUUUUAACCCUUUCCCUCAGCUUGAUAAUACAAGCUACGAUAUAACAGGAUUAGUCGGGCCAGUAAAUUCAGGUCAAUUUGGUUGUAGCGGCGGUGAUGGUGGAUUUUUGGAUUAUGGAGUUGUGGAAACUUAUAGUAUGAUGGGGCUAGGAAGUGAUGAAUUUUCAAUACCCUCUUUAGAGGGUGUUAAUAAGAGUAUUAUGGGGGAAAAUAAUAACAAUAAUAGUCAUGUUGAUUUUAGUAGUAAUAAUAUUGUUAGUGGUGCCAAUGACUAUAAUUCCAUGAUUGAGAAGAAAAAUACAAAUGGAAACAACAACCAACACUUGAUGAAUAUGAGUGGGAGUAGUGAUCAAAGCCUAAAGGUUGAAGACUAUAUGGUAGGUUUUGGGAAUCAUCAUCAUUGGCAUGGGGAAAGCUUAAGAAUUGGAGAAUUUGAUUGGGAAGGUUUGUUGGCAAAUGUCUCCUCUUUACCUUACCUUGAUUUUCAAGUUGAAUAACUACUCUCUCCAACCCCUUCACCCCACAUACCCACACAAUAAUGACACAAAUACCCUCUUCUCAAUAUCUCUUUCUUUUUUUUGAUAAUCGUAAAAUUCAAAAGAAUAAUAAUGACGCAAGAUUUGAAAUUCGGUGAAUAAUAGGUCUGUCAGACUUUUGUCUUCCUUCCCAUAUCUUCUUCUUCUUCUUCUUCCAUCUAUUCAUUAUACAUAAAUUGUUCCCCUCCUCAAUUCACCACAACCUCAUCUUAGAGAAAAUUUUGAGAUACACUUCUUUUCUUUACAUUUGCGAUUAUCAAAAACAUCCACUAGGUUUUCUUUUUUUUUUUGUUUCUCAUUUCAUUUUUUUUGUUUUUGUAUAAUUGUUCUUCCUAGAUCCACAUUGAUCUUUUAUUCCUUUUACCAAAAGUUCCUUCAUCAAGAUUCAUAGAGGAUUAGAAAUAAGUCUUCAAGUUAAGUUGGAAAUACAUAUUUUCAAUCGUUGUCAAGUAUUAUGGGGAUACUAAGGGAGAAAUAAUAAUCUUUCUCAUCAAAAAGAGCAAAGUGUGAAUAGAGAAAGAGCAAAGUACAAAUACGGAAGAAGAUUGUGAAGAGAAAGUAAAUAAAAAGGUCGAAUUGUUGAUUUGUAAGCAGUAUUUGUGUACAGAUAUAUGGAUCAAUCAAUCAAUAAUCUUUUGAGUUUUAAGAGAAUUUUAGUCAGUUACAUACACGUUUCUCAGAAAUACAGAUGGAGAAAAUUGUUGUACGUACUUUGUAUUUACAAUGGAAAUAAGAAGCAAUACUGUUAGCU
This is a messenger RNA of Solanum dulcamara, 1936 nucleotides long. Its product is annotated as transcription factor MYB46-like. Lineage: Eukaryota; Viridiplantae; Streptophyta; Magnoliopsida; Solanales; Solanaceae. The record is from RefSeq and is a predicted model, not a curated record. The transcript has 2 exons. The coding region runs from base 58 to 1146 and encodes 362 amino acids.